CUAAUUAGCUAGUUUAUGAUCAGGCCACACAACGUUAGACGUCGCAACGGUUGGAAAAGUAACGUUCCUAAGGUUACGUUCUCAACGUUGUGGGCACGUACUUGUUUUGUCCGGUACCGUUAACGCCCACUUUAGAUAUUGCUCAUUUUGCGGAGAGGCGGCUGCCCCACUCAUAGGGCUAGAAAGCAGGCAGGCAAACCGCAGGAGCGGCCAAAAUACCAUCAUCGACGUAGUGUGUGAGACAGAUGAUGUUCUCUCACUGAAAAUACCAGGCCAGGUUGAAAACUGCGCUAUCAUUGGAAGCCGUUCCCGAAAUCGGACACACCCCAACCAAAAUCGUAAGCAGAAAUGAGAUUUGAAUGUCUUGAUUGAAUACUGGAGGUACUCUCCUGUGCUCGACCUGCCGCGGAAAUAGACUGACUUCCUUGUCGCCUGUAUCCUCAUCGCUGCCGCAGACCGGCCACUCUACUCGGCUCAUUUAACACAGGCUGUCCGCGGACCACUGGCUUCGGCAUCUGGACACAUCGAAACGGGUCUGUCGUCGUUGAAGAUACGGGAACGUGCCUGUGUGCGGGUUUUUUUGCCUGUAUAAUGCCGACACAUUUACGAUUCCGGAAAAGGUCAUUCCUUGGGCUUUUAUUCCUAUUUUCGCUGUCCACCUCCGCAUUGUACUUCAUCUACUCCGCCCCCGGAAUCGUGAAUGAGUAUGUGUUCAUGGUCCAAGCCAGAGGGAUCCAGAUCAGAGAGAACGUGAAGAACAUCGGGGCUCAGGUUCUAGAGCAGGUGGUGAGAGGGGCUUACAGCAACAAUGGCACAGAUUAUGUCUAUGACUUCAACAUCAGUGAGAGUGACGGUCCUCCCCCCACAUACCUCCCAGAGGGCUUCACCUACCUCCCUUCUCAGGUUUGCCCUGAGAGGCUGUCCUCCAUGAAGGGCAGGCUAGAGGUGAAUAUGAGUGAAGUGUCUUUGGAGGAUGUGGAGAGGCUCUUGCUGCAGGGAGAGCCUCAGAUGGCCUCAGGAGGCUACUGGAAGCCCAAAGACUGUGUACCUCGCUGGAAGGUGGCCAUCCUAGUCCCAUUCAGGAACCGACAUGAACACUUACCCAUUCUUCUGCGACACCUGGUGCCAGUGCUGAAAAAACAGAGACUCCAGUUUGCCUUUUAUUUCAUAGAACAGGAGGGCACAGAGCCAUUUAACCGAGCCAUGUUGUUCAACGUGGGCUACAAAGAGGCCAUGAAGGACCUGGACUGGGACUGUCUUGUCUUCCACGAUGUGGACCACCUCAUGGAGAAUGACAGAAACUACUAUGGGUGCACAGACAUGCCCCGACACUUUGCUGUCAAACUUGACAAGUACUCCUACAUGCUUCCGUAUAAUGAAUUCUAUGGUGGUGUCAGUGGCCUGACGGUGGAGCAGUUCAAAAAGAUUAAUGGAUUUCCUAAUGCAUUCUGGGGCUGGGGAGGAGAGGACGAUGACCUCUGGAACAGGGUGCGGUUUGCCAACUACUCAGUAAGUAGACCGCAUGGAGACCAGGGACGCUAUAAGUCAAUUCCACAUCACCAUCGUGGAGAAGUCCAGUUUCUAGGAAGAUAUAGUUUACUUCGCCACUCAAAGGAGAGACAGAAAGUGGAUGGUCUUAACAACUUAAACUACUCCCCCAUAGUGUCCAGGAGGCCUCUCUUCACCAACAUCACGGUCAGCUUGAGCAGAAAGCUUGCACCCAUAGCUGACUACUGAUCUAGGAUCAGCUGGACUGCAAAACACCUGGGAAUCAAAGUCCUCCGGGACAUCAGCCAUAUCUCACCAGUUGCAGCACUGCUUAGGACUUUUAAGUUGAUUGAUUCUUUGCUUUAUUUCUUUGUUUGUAUGCAAAAAAAAAAGGAGACUCAAAUAAGUAUGUUGGAUAAAUUAUAUACAGAAUUAAGGAUAAAUGCUGCACUUGCUUGUGCCACAGUCCAUCACUCCUCUCAUCUCGGCUUAUCUAGUCUUCAGUCUCCACAUGCCUUUUGCACCAUUUUGGCCUUCAGCAUCCAUUCAUUCAUUCAUAUCUUUUUCAGUCAACUAUGAGCUCAGCCCUACAUUAUUGUGCUUGUUUAUCAUAAUAGGCCAUGAUACACACACACAUACUCACGCAACACUUAAACGUGCUGACUGGUCCCUGAGGCUUUUCUUUUUUCUUUGCUCUUGCACUACUUAUUUUCAGAAAUAAAGUAAGCCUGUGAAAGCAUUUGCAUGCACACACGACCACACAUCAACUUUCAAUCCGAGUGGACUCCUGCAGCUGGUACUGCAGAAGGUUUGCCAAAUCUGAAAAGAAACUUAUAUUAAGCGUAAGUGUUUUCAGUCAUGUAAACUGUAUGUGAAAUAGUUUAACCUAACUUUCAAGAAUAUGAAUACCUUUAUCAUCUCUCAUGAAUUUAAUUUUGUCCUGUGAACGUACCAUUUGAAGACUGUGACGUUAGUGUUUGCAUAGUUGCAUUGGAUGUUCUGGCUGCCUGCAAGUGGCUGUAUGUUCAGCCUGUUAGCAAUAAGCUGUAAUAUCAGACAGCAGAAUUUACACCUGACUUCCUCCUGAUACAGAUGCAAUAGCACGGAUGCUAGCAUGCCCUUAUUGGACGAUAGAAAAGGAGUGGCUGUGUAUGCAGACUUCACAUUCACAACAUCUUUGCCUAAGCAAACAUGCCACCCUUGUCAGUGUGCUUGUUUGUACGUGUUUAUAGGGUAGGGAGAGCUAUGCAAAUGGCCUGUAUGUUUCCUAUUGUCAGUGUAAGGUCUUCAGGGUGACCUCCAGGAGGCUUCACCCCUGAAACUGUGACUGACUGACAUUAGACCUCACUUUGUGUGCUAAGUGCUAGUCCAAGCCAGGGAGAGAUAAACAGUUGUUAUUUUUAGAUCCCACAUCCUUGAUGUUGACUCACCUUCUUUCUUUUACAAAAGAGAAUUGGAGGUAGAGAAUACUUGAUUGCUGUCACUGUCACUUGUGUUUACAGAGGCUUUCGCUUUUGUUAUUUUUCAGAUUGUCUAGUGUUUGUUAUACUGUUAGCCAGCCCUCCUUCACUUUGGGUGCUGUGAGAACUGUAUCUCUUCAACAACUAAUCUAUGGCUGCCUUUAUUUUUUUAACUAAUACUUCAAUUCACUUUUCUAGACGUGGCUAUAGAAGAGCAGAUCUGCUUAUGUUGGACGUCACGUGAUAAACCACUCAUUAGCUUUGUUUGCUUUGAGUCAGGCUCUGGCCAGUGUGAUUGUAAGUAAAUCAAACUUCAGGAUGUUGGUUUUAAGUCAAGUUUUCCAGUUGGUAGCAUGCAGCCUAACACUGUGCAUUGAGACAGACUUACAGCACUCUGGCAGUACAUAGCAGUUGCUAAAAUGUUGCUUCUCUAAUUUGUUAGUUUGACAGUGUUGAUUUUGAGUAAAAUAUCCCAAUACUGUAAACGUAGUUCCUUUUAAAAUAAACAAAGAAAAAAAAAAACAUGCAGACACUCUACUCACUGUCUGUCCUCUGGUCAUGCAGCUACUUCAUUUCACACAAAUCGCCUUGUAUGCAUUUCUUAAGAUGUAUCUUUUGGGGAAAAUGUGGUUAAUUGACAAACUGUGUUUCCACAAUGAAAUAAGAAGUAAAGAGGCUGGACCUCAUUUUAUUUAUUUGAUCUUUUAUGGAUUAUUUUCUGUAAUUGUUUUUUUUUUUUUUCUUGCGGUUGAUGUGAUGAUUUAGUAGGUGACAAAAGACAGACUGUGUUAGAUGCACUGAAACUUGCAGUUAUGUGUAUUUAUGUGGGAUUGUGAGGCACAGGUCUGUGUAAAAGGGGAGAUGUUCCAUUUCAUUUAGAUGCAGAUUUACUCUCCAGAAAUGAAUAGCUGGUGAGAUAGAACAGGACCUGUGGCCUGGUGUGUAUUAAUCUGCUAGACAGACAGGUUUGAAGAGGCCAUUUUGUGUGACAACCACAGGAAGAGCAAGACACCUAAUCAGAAAAUGCUAUUAGUCGUUGCCUUUCACUGGGCACCUCCUUUUAUAUUUAUUGAUAAUCAAUGGUGCUGACCGACCAGAGCUCCUUUUGUGGGAGUCUCUCUCUAUGUGAUUACUGAAACCAAUCUUAACAUCAUAAAGACUAAUAUCGCCAGGAAAAAUCACCCCUUAAUCCUGCCUAUAGGUGGCGUAAAUAUUCAGUAUCUUUACACCCACACGUUCUGCCUGCCUCUGUUCUCAUCCUGCCAGGUGAAACAAAAUGGUGUUUUUGUUGCACUGGUUAAUCGCCCAAAAGAGACGUACGUGUUUACCUCCGAGCCAAUCACUCGGGAUGUGCCCAGUGGAAGUCAUGAACAGUAGCAGCGUUUGUGUUAAGUUUGACUUUUCCACGUGUGUUUGAUUGAAAUGGCUAAACCUUUCAGAGGUCUAACUGUCAUCCAUCUAAAUGUUCAGAUGUAUUGUUUUUUAUUUUGUUUUUCAGCACUGAUAUGAAAAUGAUUUAUAGUGACCCGGUUGUGAACAACUCGCAGGUUCCUUUUUUUUUUAAAGUUCUUGACACAAACAUGAUACACUGUAUAUUAUAUUAUAUUAUGUCUUUGCUUUAAAUUAAAAGCUAGAUGGAGAUAUAGCAAAAGCCAAAUUUAGUUUGAGUGUUCAGGUGAAGAUUCAGACCUCUAAAUAUCAAGAGCACCUCUGGAUGACUCAGAUAUUCUUAGAGUCAAGGCUCUUUACUCCACAAUGCAGAAUGAGUAGCUUCAUCAGCCAACACCAUAAUCAACAAGAUGGGUUUUCUGACUUCUAAACAUCUUUGUCCAUUAUGAAGUAACACGGGCAAAUCAGUCGGCGCUCUCUUGCUUUUUAUUUAAAAAAAAAAAGAAAAUAAUGGUUUUCAGGUUGUGAUAAGAGCAUGCUGGCUUACCUUGUCCCUGUUAUAUAUAUAUAUAUAUAUAUAUAUAUAUAU
Molecule: messenger RNA, 4926 nt
Organism: Trematomus bernacchii (emerald rockcod)
Lineage: Eukaryota; Metazoa; Chordata; Actinopteri; Perciformes; Nototheniidae
Gene: b4galt5
Product: UDP-Gal:betaGlcNAc beta 1,4- galactosyltransferase, polypeptide 5
Exons: 9
Coding region: 592-1737 (381 amino acids)
Biological process (GO): carbohydrate metabolic process; glycoprotein biosynthetic process
Molecular function (GO): UDP-galactose:glucosylceramide beta-1,4-galactosyltransferase activity
Source: RefSeq, a predicted model, not a curated record